This is a messenger RNA of Acanthoscelides obtectus, 200 nucleotides long. NCBI's taxonomy places the organism in Eukaryota, Metazoa, Arthropoda, Insecta, Coleoptera, Chrysomelidae. The record is from the annotation of a GenBank genome assembly.
AAAUUGAGCCCCACAUGGCGGCCCAAGCCAAAAUUCCUGUCGAUACUUAUAAUGGAGAAAUUUUGAUUCCAAAUUCCAAAAUUAGAGAUUGUGUAAUCAAGGAAACGCUUACUCAUGCUAUAAACGGUUAUGCCCUAGUUGACCUAGAAAAUCCUAGUAACACCUAUCAAGAAAUUUCCUUUAUGAUUAUAGUAGGAUAG